Messenger RNA from Prorocentrum cordatum, 1496 nucleotides. The record is from the annotation of a GenBank genome assembly. NCBI's taxonomy places the organism in Eukaryota, Dinophyceae, Prorocentrales, Prorocentraceae.
CGCGGGGGGGGGGUAGCGGAUGGGGUCCCAUGGGGUGUCCCGCGGGAGGGCCCGGCGGGUCCCCCCGCUGCCCCCUGUGGACAAGGGGACCGCCAUCCCCCCUUCAGGCACUCUCCUCACUCUUAUCCGCUGUUGCGGGAUGCUGCGUUGUUUGCUACAUGCCUCCAAGAGGCCUCAGAUCGACUGCGAGGUGGCUCCAAGUGGCCACGGAGCUUCCCAAGAAGUCCCCCAAGAGGCCGUAGCCAUUUUGGCUCAAGCCGUUUUUGCCCAGGCGGUCCGAAUUAGAGCCAGCCUUCGGGAAUAGCAUUCCGCUGUCUGCGCGCCUCUUGAACGCUGGUUACGGAUGAGUCCCCGCCCCGCAUUGGAGCCUGAACUCGUGGGCAAGCUCUUCGACUCCUGAGGCGCGAGCCCAAGAUGGCCUUCCUGUGUUGCCGGAGGCGGUGCUAAUGAUGCGCUGGACGGCCGCGCUCACCGGGUCCACCAGCGGGACGCUGCGGCUUUGGGACCUCACUGGCAGGGACGAGGAGCCACUCGUGUCGCCCGAGGGGCACGCGGCGUCCGUCACGUGCGUGUCUGUGGAUUGGGAGUCGAAGCGGGCGGUGACUGGCUCUGCAGACCGCGCGCUGCGCAGCUGGGACCUGGACGAGCUGGAGUGCAUCGGUACGCUGCAGGGCCACGACGGUUGGAUCUGGAGCGUGGACGUGGACUGGCAGGGGGGCUCGGGCGCCGUCAGCGCCUCGGACGAUCGCACCCUGCGGCUGUGGAGCAUGUCGGCCUUCUGCCUUCUGCCCGCGGCUGUGCUUCGGCAGGUGGAGGCUGACACAGACCAGGCGUCGAGCGACGCCACGUGCGUCCAGUGCGAAAAGAGCAUGGCGGUGCAGGGCGGUUGGGCGAUGCACGUGGUGGUCAACUGGAAUCUGCAGCAGGCGCUGUGCGCGUGCAGCAACCGCACGCUCGAGCUCUGGGAUCUGCAGACCGGGUCGCAGGUUGCCGUGCUCUCUGGUCACGCGAGCGCCGUUAAGUGUGUCGGUGCGGAUUGGGGCCGCCGGCAAGCGUUGAGUGGUUCAAGCGAUGGGGCGAUCAAGCUUUGGAAUUUGAGGACGGCAGAAUGUCUCCUGACAUUGGACGGCCAUGCGGAGCCUGUCCGGUGCUUGGCAUUUGACCCGAAGUCUCAAAGAGCUUUAAGUGGUUCUGAGGAUUGUCUACUGAAGUUAUGGGACACCACAAGUGGCCAGUGCAUCGUCACGCUCAAUGGUCAUGCGGAUUCAAUAGAGUGUAUGAGAGUUGACUGGGCAGGGCAGACAGUCAUCAGCGGGUCCCGCGACGGAGAGUUAAAGGUAUGGUCAUUGAGCUUGAGAACGUGCACCUCGACCUUUCAGCAUGCCACUGGCGUCGCAUCUUGUGACGCUGGAUAUUUAUGUCGCGAUGUGUGAAGGGAGGCAGCAGCUGCCGCCAAGCCAAAAAACAAGUCCCCCAAGAGGCCCCCAAACAGAGGC